GACGGAAAGAGUUAUUUGUAUCUAUUUUGAAAAUAAAACGGCUUAAUAAUUCCCAGUCACUGCCCAUCACCCGUAUCAGCUCAGAACUUCAAAUCGGCAAUGGCGUCUUCAUUUCUCCGAAUAUCACCACUCCCCCCACUCAAAACCCUAGCAAAACCCUGCCAUUUCUCCUCCUUAACUCCCCCAUUACCUCCAUCUCUCAAAACCCCCAUACAGAAAACCCACCUCCCCCACCUCACCACCACCCGUAUGUCCUACAAUCCAACCCCCGCCACAGAUCGCUUAAUCUCAGCCGUCGCUUACACUCUCCCGUUCUUCAACUCUCUCCAAUACGGUCGCUUCCUUUUCACCCAAUACCCAUCUCUCGGUAUUCUAUUCGACCCGCUAAUCCCCCUCCUAAGCCUCUAUAGAUCGGUCCCUUACGCUAGUUUUGUAGCGUUUUUUGGUCUUUAUUUGGGUGUUGUUAGAAACCCUAGCUUUAGUCAUUAUGUUCGGUUUAAUUCUAUGCAGGCGGUUACUUUGGAUGUUCUUUUGGUGAUUCCUUUGCUCUUGGCGAGGAUUUUUAAUCCGGGUCGGAGUGGGUUAGGGUUUAAGCUGAUGGUUUGGGGGCAUAAUGCCGUUUUUUUGUUUAGUUGUUUUUGUUUUGUUUAUGGGUUGGUGAGUUCUGUUUUGGGUAAGACUCCUUAUUUGCCUUUUGUUGGUGAAGCUGCUGGUAGGCAAAUUUAGAGUUUUUUUGCACAGGUAUUCUCCUUUCUCAUCUGGGGCAGCACCCAAGUGAAGGCCGUUUAUCUGUGACCAUAAACUUUGCUGGCUUGAGCAGUCGGUAGAUAGAAUUGGUUCAGCUCCAUCUCUGACAACUUUAAGGCACAGAUUAGUUCCGCUCCGCUGAACUGAAUAGGAGACCGAUCUCCGGAAUGUAUCCAACGAUACGGAGAGUCACAACUGGUUGCAUAUAUUAACUUCAUGUCGUCUGUGUGCAUACAGCUUCCACUUUGCGGAUGGAACAUUAUGUAUGAUGGGAAUGAUCUUGAUCUAGGUUCUGCAUAUCUUACAAGACAGUAAGUGAGUUUGUAUUAGUUGAACCUUAAUCAAAUAUAAAAUCAAAUUAGAGCUCUUAAAGCUUGUUCUUAAUAUAACUGGGGAUCUCAAGGCGUGAACCGGGGGUUUAGCCGAGACAAGUCAACUCGAGAACUAUUUGGGAUUAACUCGAAAAAUGCUAACUGACUCGUUUAUAAUCGAGUUGAGCUAGACUUUUUCUAUGUAAUAUAAAUAUAGAUAUAUGCAUGUACAGUAGUAUUUUAGUUUUUAUACUAAAGUUUAAUUUUUACA
This is a messenger RNA of Mercurialis annua (annual mercury), 1329 nucleotides long. RefSeq names its product protein TIC 20-II, chloroplastic. The transcript has 2 exons. The coding region runs from base 100 to 726 and encodes 208 amino acids. The record is from RefSeq and is a predicted model, not a curated record. Lineage: Eukaryota; Viridiplantae; Streptophyta; Magnoliopsida; Malpighiales; Euphorbiaceae.